AUGGACGUGAGCAACAGCACAAACUUCACACAACCCGCCGAAUGCUAUUACUCUCGCGAUGCCUUCCCAUCCAUGGGCAACCUGAAAGACUACACCGCUGUCCCGCUCUACCAAACGGCGAACCAUUAUAAAGAUAUGUACUCGAUCCUAGACGACUGUUGCGCCAGUGGUCGAAUGUGGACAUACUCGAAUCCAAAGCCGUGUACUGCUGUUUGCAAUUCUACUUCAACGAAGGCGGCGCAGCAGGUACAGUAUUGUUUGAAUGCGGAGCAUGUUGAAUAUGGUGGUGAUGCCAGUGGGGCGGGACGGGAGGUCGUGGAGAAAAGGACUUGGUUAUUGUUACUUGGUGGACUUGUUCUCAGUGGCAUUUUGAUGUGA
Messenger RNA from Penicillium atrosanguineum, 378 nucleotides. RefSeq lists its product as uncharacterized. Bases 1 to 378 code for a protein of 125 amino acids. The record is from RefSeq and is a predicted model, not a curated record. Lineage: Eukaryota; Fungi; Ascomycota; Eurotiomycetes; Eurotiales; Aspergillaceae. The transcript has a single exon.